Molecule: messenger RNA, 645 nt
Organism: Ostrea edulis (European flat oyster)
Lineage: Eukaryota; Metazoa; Mollusca; Bivalvia; Ostreida; Ostreidae
Exons: 1
Coding region: 1-645 (214 amino acids)
Source: RefSeq, a predicted model, not a curated record
AUGGAGGUAAGCACUCGAUACCCAAAGCCAACAACAGUGGUGCUGAUGGGCCAUUCCUUCAUUAGGAGGCUUGGUGUAUUCAUGGACAGUGUACAACAUUAUGAUAAUUUACGUCUUCAGAAAGAUAGUUUUGAAGUGAUAAUUCGUGCCAGGGGCGACCUCAGGACCUACGAGCUGGCUAAUUCCAGGGAACUACUUGACUUUCAUAAUAUUCAUACCAAGGACGGUAUUUGUUACAUCCAGAUUGGUGGAAAUGACUUAGCAGAUCCACAGAUAACACCACACGAUGUAGUUCGACAAAUUAUUUCACUGGCUUACUGUUUACUGUUCAUUAAUAACUUCUCUUAUGUAAUUAUUGGACAAUUGCUACGUAGACAUCCAUCAAAAGUAGGCAGUCUGUACAAUACCAAAGUGAUUGACACCAAUAAACUUCUUCACGACCAGUGUCGCUCCUCAAACAGUAAUAUCAUAUUUUGGCACCACCGUGGAUUCUGGGACCCAGACAUGAAAUACCUAGCGUGUGACGGGGUUCACUUAAAAGACAGCAACCAUGACCACAGGUUUAUGAACAAGUACCUGCAAAGUGUUAAAAGUGCUGUCCUUCAUGCCUUCCAUUUGGCAAGACGACCAAAGAAUCAGGACUAA